UGGCAUGUUUCUGUGUGACCUGAUUCUAUGUGACCCAAUUCUGCAUGACUUGCUUCUAUGUGGCAUGUUUCUAUGUGACCUGAUUCUAUGCGGUCUGCUUCUAUAUAGCAUGUUUCUAUGUGAUAUCAUUCUAUAUAGCAUGUUCUAUGUGGCAUGUUGGUGUGUGAUCUGCUUCUAUAUAGCAUGAUUCUAUGUGAGCUGCUUCUAUGUAGCAUGAUUCUGUGUGGCUGGCCUGCUUCUGCAUGACUUGCUUCUUUGUGGCAUGUUUCUAUGUGACCUGAUUCUACGUGACUUGCUUCUAUGUGGCCUAAUUCUAUGUGAGUUGUUUCUAUGUGACCUGAUUCUAUGUGAUCUACUUCUAUAUAGCAUGUGUCUAUGUGGCAUGAUUCUAUUUGGCUGGCCCGCUUCUAUGUGACAUGUUUCUGUCUGUGGCUCCGCCCACAGUGCACUCCUAUAGCAAGACGGCGACAGGAAGAAGGCGUGUAUGACGUGUGUGGUGUUCUUGUUUUCAUGAGCAGAUGAGAAGUUGUUGCCAUCAUGGCGGCUCGCGGUUCACCCUGCUGUCCCUCAGCCUCCUCUUCCCAGUCCCACCCAGCGUCAUGCCUUACCCUCGGCCGCCCGCAGAGGAGUCGGCCUUGGAGAGGUUCCAUGUUCCCGUUCCCAUGGAGGCCCAAAGGGAUCUUUGGGUGUGGGGGGCGUGGCCAGGUGAUCCCCUGGAGGAGCGAGUGCAGGGUGCAUCCUGGGAGGAAGAGGAGGAGUCGCCAAGGGCCCACAAAGCUAUGCCCCGCCCACUGUGGACCUUCCCCUGUGCUUUGCACGUGCGUCAGGCAGGGGAGGAGGGUGAGGGCGGGAGGCUGAAUGAGGCGCUGACGUCCAUCGUGGGGGGGCUCCAAAGCGUGAGCAGGGAGAAAGGAGGCUUUGGCUUCCGCUUCGGGAGGAAGAGAUGGACCAAUGGGGCGUGGAGGGGGCGGGGCUUAAAGUCUGUUGAAACAAUGGACUAA
This is a messenger RNA of Dunckerocampus dactyliophorus (ringed pipefish), 1001 nucleotides long. It is a transcript of the gene qrfp, whose product is annotated as pyroglutamylated RFamide peptide. The record is from RefSeq and is a predicted model, not a curated record. NCBI's taxonomy places the organism in Eukaryota, Metazoa, Chordata, Actinopteri, Syngnathiformes, Syngnathidae. The coding region runs from base 519 to 1001 and encodes 160 amino acids. The transcript has a single exon.